This is a messenger RNA of Arabidopsis arenosa, 1485 nucleotides long. The record is from the annotation of a GenBank genome assembly. NCBI's taxonomy places the organism in Eukaryota, Viridiplantae, Streptophyta, Magnoliopsida, Brassicales, Brassicaceae.
AUUCCUCUUACUCUAUUAAUUCAUCUCUCUCAUUCUCUUCACUCUUCUCAAAAUUCGAUCUUUAGGGUUUUUCUUCCAUCCGCUUAUCGCUAAUCUGGAGCUCUAAAGGCUUUAAAGGGUUUUUGUUUAAUUCGGGAGCUCAAGAUUGAAUUCUUUUAGAAAGGAUCGAUUUUUGGGUUGGUGAGGUCAGUAGAAGAGCAAUAGAAGAGUAAGGUUACUUUGUUUGUGGUUAGUGGGUUUUUGUAAUGGAGGACGGCGAGCUUGAUUUUUCGAAUCAGGAAGUGUUUUCGAGUUCGGAGAUGGGUGAAUUACCACCUAGCAAUUGUUCGAUGGAUAGUUUCUUUGAUGGGCUUUUGAUGGAUACUAAUGCUGCUUGUACCCACACUCACACCUGUAACCCCACGGGACCUGAGAAUACUCAUACUCAUACCUGUUUCCAUGUCCACACCAAGAUUCUACCGGAUGAGAGCGAUGAAAAAGUUUCUACUGAUGAUACAGCUGAGUCUUGCGGGAAGAAGGGUGAAAAGAGACCUUUGGGAAACCGAGAAGCGGUUAGAAAGUAUAGAGAGAAGAAGAAGGCUAAAGCAGCUUCUUUGGAGGAUGAGGUAGCUAGGCUUAGGGCGGUGAAUCAGCAGCUGGUGAAGAGGUUGCAAAAUCAGGCUACCUUGGAAGCUGAGGUCUCGAGGCUUAAGUGCUUGCUUGUGGAUUUGAGAGGAAGAAUAGAUGGGGAGAUUGGAUCUUUCCCUUAUCAGAAACCUAUGGCUGCAAAUAUUCCUUCUUUCUCGCACAUGAUGAAUCCGUGUAAUGUACAAUGUGAUGAUGAAGUUUAUUGCCCUCAGAAUGUAUUUGGCGUGAAUAGCCAAGAAGGUGCGUCAAUCAAUGAACAAGGGUUAAGUGGUUGUGAUUUUGAUCAGCUACAGUGCAUGGCUAAUCAGAACUUAGGUGGCAAUGGAAACGGAUCAUUCAACAACGCCAAUACAUCUGUCUCGAAUAAGAGAAAAGGUGGGCAUCGUGCAUCAAGAGCAGUUUGAAGCAUCAUCAAGCUUGUACCAUCUAUUUCCACCAGCAUAGAUAUUGUAUUCCAAAUAAGUGGUAGAGUUCAGCUGCAGCAUCAGCUUCGCUCAGGUUCCUUUGUAUUCUCAUUUUUGUUUUUUGUUCUCUGACUCUCUUUCCUUCCAUUGUAUCUCCUUGUUGAGCUUGCCGAACUAGAAGAAUUAUAUUGUUAAUACAAACUCAAAUGUUCUGUGUGUUCCUGCCAUUUGUUUUCAUACUUGAGUUGCUUCUUCUUAAGUUUAUGUCGAAGAAGUUGAUUGAAUAUUGGCUCUGUGCAUGACAAGUAGCAAUUGUUUUGGCUAUAGAAGUUAUUGAUAAGGUGCAUGAAUUUUUUUUCACUGCUGAAUUACAGCUUUAAGGAGUUGGUGGGGAGUUUCUUUGUGGCACGAGUGAGAUCUCUGGACAGGUGAGUUAUAAAAGAUUCACUUCCUG